This is a messenger RNA of Momordica charantia (bitter melon), 2363 nucleotides long. It is a transcript of the gene TMN7, whose product is annotated as transmembrane nine 7. The record is from RefSeq and is a predicted model, not a curated record. Gene Ontology annotation, cellular component: membrane. Gene Ontology annotation, biological process: protein localization to membrane. Lineage: Eukaryota; Viridiplantae; Streptophyta; Magnoliopsida; Cucurbitales; Cucurbitaceae.
CUAACACCGCCCUUGACAAGAUCUUCCCCAUUCUCGAGAGUGGAACUCCUAUCGCUCAACCCUGAGGGUCUCCGUCACUCCGAUCGUCGCCGCCGAGAGCUCCUCCGCACUCCGUCCGUCGGAAAAUGAAGAAGGUCGGCAAAGUCCCGGCACCUUCAUCAAAUCUCACGACCGUUUUCCUAAGUCUGCUUCUCAUAUCCUCCGUCCACUCCUUCUACCUCCCCGGAGUCGCUCCUCGAGAUUUCCAGACWGGUGGUAGUCUUCCUGUUAAAGUGAACAAAUUGUCGUCUACAAAAACACAGCUCCCAUAUGAUUACUACUAUUUAAAUUAUUGCAAGCCCAAAAAAAUCAAUAAUAAUGCAGAAAAUUUGGGAGAAGUUCUUCGAGGUGACCGCAUUGAGAAUUCUGUUUAUACUUUCAAAAUGAGGGAGGAACAGUCAUGUACUGUCGUCUGCAGGGUAACUCUUGAUGCUGACUCUGCAAAAAAUUUUAAGGAGAAAAUUGAUGACAAAUAUCGAGUAAACAUGAUCUUGGAUAACCUUCCUGUUGCUGUUCUUCGCCAAAGGAGGGAUGGAAAUCCUUCAACGACUUAUGAACAUGGUUUCCUUGUUGGAUUCAAAGGGAAUUAUGCUGGGAGCAAAGAGGAAAAAUACUUUAUUAAUAACCAUUUGAGCUUCAGAGUCAUGUUUCACAAGGACCCUGAUACAGAUCUGGCUCGAAUUGUUGGAUUUGAGGUUACUCCAAACAGUAUUAAUCAUGAAUACAAGGAGUGGGACGAGAAGAACCCUCAGCUAAUUACAUGUAAUAAGGACACAAAAAAUUUAAUUCAAGGCAGCACUGUUCCUCAAGAAGUUGACACGAAGAAAGAGAUUGUUUUUACAUAUGAUGUUUCCUUCAAGGAAAGUGAUAUUAAAUGGGCUUCUCGGUGGGACACGUACCUUCUCAUGAAUGAUGACCAAAUUCACUGGUUCUCCAUUAUAAACUCUCUAAUGAUUGUUCUCUUCCUUUCUGGCAUGGUAGCCAUGAUCAUGAUGAGAACUCUGUAUAGAGAUAUUGCCAAUUAUAAUCAAUUGGACGCUCAAGAUGAGGCUCAGGAGGAAACAGGAUGGAAACUUGUGCACGGAGAUGUGUUUAGACCACCCAUCAAUUCUGGUCUGUUGUGUGUUUAUAUUGGAACAGGUGUUCAGAUCUUCGGAAUGACCCUUGUGACAAUGAUCUUUGCUCUGCUAGGUUUCUUGUCUCCCUCCAACAGAGGGGGGCUUAUGACUGCCAUGGUCCUUCUGUGGGUCUUCAUGGGUCUAUUUGCUGGUUAUUCAUCGGCUCGUUUGUACAAAAUGUUCAGGGGCACUGAAUGGAAGAAGAUUACACUAAAAACUGCUUUUAUGUUUCCCGGUAUACUCUUUUCAGUCUUCUUUGUGCUCAAUGCCCUGAUCUGGGGGGAGCAAUCUUCUGGGGCAGUGCCUUUUGGAACAAUGUUUGCUCUUGUCUGCUUGUGGUUUGGUAUAUCAGUACCACUGGUGUUCGUUGGCAGUUACCUGGGCUUCAAAAAGCCAGCAAUUGAAGAUCCUGUGAAGACCAAUAAGAUUCCUAGGCAGAUACCGGAUCAAGCAUGGUACAUGCAGCCAGUCUUCUCCAUACUCAUCGGGGGCAUUCUUCCAUUCGGGGCCGUCUUCAUUGAACUCUUCUUCAUCUUGACCUCGAUAUGGCUCAACCAGUUCUAUUACAUUUUUGGCUUCCUCUUUAUAGUGUUUGUAAUCCUUCUAAUUACUUGCGCUGAGAUAACAAUUGUGCUGUGCUACUUCCAGUUGUGCAGUGAAGAUUACUACUGGUGGUGGAGGUCCUACUUGACCGCCGGCUCCUCUGCUCUGUAUCUUUUCCUCUACUCAGUAUUCUACUUCUUCACCAAGUUGGAAAUCACAAAGUUCGUUUCAGGGAUCCUGUACUUCGGUUACAUGGUUAUCGUUUCGUACGCUUUCUUCGUGUUGACAGGAACCAUUGGCUUUUAUGCGUGCUUCUGGUUUGUCAGAAAGAUCUACUCCUCCGUGAAGAUCGACUGAUUCGGCUCAGAGGCUGUUCAGUUCAGACUAUUUGUGAAUCGAGGUAAACGGGAAGAGCUGAAAGGUGAGAAAAUUUUCAACUCGGAUUGGCCUUUUUUGGAUAUCAAUGGGAAAAAUUUUCUGUGUCUCUCAGACGAUUCCCUUUUCAUGGUAGAGUGUAGGUCCUCUUCCUCUUCACUUACACUAUUUGUUAAGAGCUAUGGAUCUGUUCUAUUAUGUACAAGGAACAGGGACGGUAAUUUUGGAGCUUUGUUGUGGUUAACUGGUUAUAUAUGAAUAAUUACUGAUACCAAUUUUCAUCUUUUA